AUGCAGGUUGUUAUUUGCGUGGAUGAAAGCAAGACUGCAGAGGCUGUGUUUAAUUGGUACUUCGAUAACUUGCACAAGCAGGGCAAUGAUGUCACCGUCGUUCACGUUGCGGAUCAACCACAAAUACCAACCCUCGUGUGCUAUGAAAAAGCUGUGUUUCCAAUCGACGAGUUUCAACGGAGAGUGGAAAAAUGUAAAAAGAAAAUGGCCGACAUUAAGUCUAAGUUCUCAGAGUUGGCUCAACAGAAAAACACGCAGUGCAACUUUAAGAUUCAAUUAAGCGAUGGUGGCCCAGCGGGUGAAGUGAUCGUCGCUUUAACGAAGGAAUAUGAUAUUAGCAUGGUGGUACUCGGUACUCGGGGUCAAGGGGUCGUCCGAAGAACAAUACUUGGUUCGGUCAGUGAUUAUGUUGUGCAUCAUGCCAACGUACCGGUUCUCAUAUAUAGAGGCUAA
This is a messenger RNA of Ciona intestinalis (vase tunicate), 453 nucleotides long. The record is from RefSeq and is a predicted model, not a curated record. NCBI's taxonomy places the organism in Eukaryota, Metazoa, Chordata, Ascidiacea, Phlebobranchia, Cionidae.